GUGAGCAUGACAUUGUAUUGUGUCAAUUAACGUUAAAGAAUCGUUACAGGAUGGACCACAUUCCCCGUGUAUCAGAAGUCCUGUAUGUGGGUGUGUGUCGUGAGAUAGGGACACCGACAGAAGUGACCUUCAGAAGGGAUAUAUGGGACACGGGGGAAAUGAUACAAAAACCUUCACGGUUAUAUAAAGGAGAGAAAGAGAUGCUGAGUGGUAGUCAAAAGGAGGGAUUUAGGUUUAAAUCAUCUGACUUUGAUUUCAUGAAGUGGUACCCUGAUCAUAAGGUGAUAUGUGAGAUGUCUCAGUCAACGUUUUAUCAUCCACCCAGACAUACACUUAUCUAUAUGGAUACCUUUGAUACUCCUCCGGGAUUCGCCAGAUUACAACUACUCACACCGUCAAAUCGAGAAAUUGUCAUUUCCUCACUACUGGAGAGAAACAAUGCUGAAUACAUUUCAAGUUCAUUACUCAGGAUGAGGUUACAUCAGUCAAUGAAAGGAUUUAAUCCAGCCAAUGAAGGUGAGAAAUUGCACGGUCCAUGUCACAACUACACUUAUCGAUCUAUAGAGGCUGAUGUCGCCUGGUGUUUCCAUUCCCGUCAUUGGCCCUCACCAGCCCUUCCCUGGGUUGAUAGAUGUUUGAUUCGCACAUGGCCAUCGCGUAGUGUACUGCAAUCAAUUACCGAUGAAGGAUUUCAUCUUGUUCCUAUCGCAAACAGACAGACACAUGAAAACUCAGACUUGGAGUGGAGAAUUUCUUUUUCACAAGCAGAGCAAAAGCUAGUGUACUAUAUGAACCAUUGCCAGUUUCUCUGUUACGGAAUUCUGAAAAUAAUUCUGAAGGAAGUUAUUUCUGACGAUUUACUGUGUUCAUAUUGUAUGAAAACAAUAUUAUUUUGGAGAAUUCAAGAAAGCUCUUCAACUCCAUGGUUACCAUCAACAUUGCUUCAACAUGUGUGGUUUUGUUUCAAAUUCUUGAUGCAGUGUGUAUAUACCGGUUACCUUCCAAAUUUCUUUAUUCCGGAGAACAACAUGUUUGCAGGAAAAGUUGUCGGGGCGCAACAAACAUUCCUGUAUCAAAAGUUAGAAAGAUUUUACGAAAAGCACGUUGACUUCCUUUUACAUAGUCCCACUAUCAGAGAGAUUCUAACCCCGGCCGUCUCCGAUCCAUACUUUGUAAUGCCGACAGGGACAAUCUACCUCAAGUCAGAAAUAGAUAUUGAUAUUGCUUUUUAUUGUGAAAGUUUUAGUUGUUCAAGUAGGGUCUUUGUAUCGGAUUUCCUUUCAAACAUGAUGCAUUUAAACAUAAUAGAUCAGUUAUUCUCAACCUGUCAGAAUGUUGUAUUCCAUGAUAUGUUGAUAAGUGUGCUUGUUUCAACUUCCAUGUCACUAAAAGCACAGUGCUUGUUUGUGUCUAAGAAAAAGAGACACAGCAAUGAUAGGUCAAUAAUUCACAUGUUAGGUCUGGUUUCAAAGUUAGGUUGUGUAUCUGAUGGUUUAUAUUUAGCGCUAUACUUGUACGAUACCGGUAGAUAUCAAACAGCGCUAACUGUCACAGAUAGAGUGAAGCAGAGACUCUCACAGCCUCAUAUCAUGUAUUACAAUAGAGUAAAUAGACAGAGGUACAGGGAAGUGGUAGGUGGUCAAUCAAUGUUAACAAAGUUGAGGAAGGCUUGGGCAAGAACUAUUGUGUUAUCUGAAGACUUUACCUAUAUUGAAGAAUUAAGGUUGGAACAAGAAGUCAGUACAAUGAACGGAAUGGCGUUUUUAUAUUUAUCUCCCUUAGUGACCAUACACAUGUUAUCUGUCCUUUGUCACUACAGACUAGGUAACAGGUCACAAUAUCUACAGACACUGACAGACCUACACAACCUACUGCUCUAUGAUGAUGGGAGAUACGUAGAGUUAGACAAUAGAGACCUCCCCUGGCAGAUACUGGGGAUCUGUCAACAUGUUGUGGGGGACUUACACGCGGCGUUACAGUCUUAUCAAGAGUCACUUAGACAGAUAUCGCACCACAAAAUACAUAUGGCCACGGAAACUAGAAUUAAUUUGGUCAAAUCACAAUUAAGGUUGAACAGUACUCGGACAGUGACGUAGAGGAAUUAUGGUACAUGUAUGUGUAAAAAUAAAUCAGACAGAGUUUAGUACCUAGCUAUUCAGAUUAAACGAGGACAAAAUUGGUUACUGCAUUAAUAUGAAUAGAAAAAUUUCAGUUAGGGUUAGGGUUUAGGGUUAGGGUUAGGGUUAGCCUAACCCUAACCCUAACCUUUCACAUAUAAUAACAGAGACUUUGGAUUCCAGUAGAGAGAAUAACGUGUGAUACCGGGCAUUGUCGUUCCUUAUGACUUACAGAAAUCCCUGUUUUGUUGUGUUCAUGUCUUUAAUUGCCUUUCCAAAUGCAUGUAUUUAAUAUUAUUUUCGUUAUGGAUAUUGACUUUCAAUGCAAAGUGCUGUGUGAGCAUUCUGGUGUCUGUGUGUCACGUGGUAUGAUCAGAUAUUAAAUAGAAUGCGUGUUCGAAUAGGUCACUCUACAGCUCGGUUAGAACGUAAGUCAGGUAUAGCAAGUAUUAUGGAAGCCAGUUAGUUUUGAUAUGAUAUAUGUGCUGUUGGUGUAUUUAUAAGGCGGUUGGGAUUAGUUUAUGUUUAAUAAAAACGUUCUAACGAGCAGCAUUCCAAACAUGGUGUUUUAUGUUUUUCAUAUUUAUACAUACAAAUUCAGAGUAUUUUAUUCGGACGAACAAAGUGAGGGAGAAAAUAAGUACUUUCUGUUUUCCCCACAACACACAGCUUUGUCUCUCGUUGAUUACAUUUCCAUUGAUGUGAAUGUAACGUAUUACGCAAAUAAAGGAUUAUUAUUUUGA
Molecule: messenger RNA, 2860 nt
Organism: Ostrea edulis (European flat oyster)
Lineage: Eukaryota; Metazoa; Mollusca; Bivalvia; Ostreida; Ostreidae
Exons: 1
Coding region: 51-2096 (681 amino acids)
Source: RefSeq, a predicted model, not a curated record